This is a messenger RNA of Trichomonas vaginalis G3, 1356 nucleotides long. Its product is annotated as protein polyubiquitination. Gene Ontology annotation, molecular function: ubiquitin-protein transferase activity; ubiquitin binding. Gene Ontology annotation, biological process: protein linear polyubiquitination; proteasome-mediated ubiquitin-dependent protein catabolic process. Gene Ontology annotation, cellular component: ubiquitin ligase complex. NCBI's taxonomy places the organism in Eukaryota, Parabasalia, Trichomonadida, Trichomonadidae. The transcript has a single exon. Bases 1 to 1356 code for a protein of 451 amino acids. The record is from RefSeq and is a predicted model, not a curated record.
AUGAAAAGAGUUCAAUCUGUUUUAGAGCAUUUUAAUGGAGUGAUCUUCAAAGUAUCGAAGUAUAAUAGAGAUUUUGAAAAUGGAUCAGUAACAGUAACAGUUCCAAAGGAAUUUCUUGAACCAUUAAUUGCAAUGCUGCGUAACAAGAUUUCAAACAAAUUUAUUUUGAAAAUUCCUGAAGAAAUAGUUCCAAGCUAUUUGUUGAAUUAUCGAGAAGUACUUAAUUCAUUAUCAAAGUACUUUGAAUCCAAGAAAAUAAAUUUGAUAAAUGAUGAUUAUGAUUUCUGUGGAUUUUUGGAAGAUGUUGAGCGUGCAGAGAAAGUAUUAUUCGAGGAUCCUCCAAAACUUCCGGUAUACUCUGUCAAAAUUCCACCAGAUUGCAAUAUAAAAUCCCUUGAAAUUGCCAUCAAGGCUCAAAACAGUUUCUAUCAACUUGACAAAAGAUUCAAUUUCCUUAUCGUUCCAAUAGAAGAAGAUCAAGAAACAGUUAACACUUUCAUUGAUAGAUUUGGAACACGUGGUAUAUUUGUUGGAAAAAGAGGAGUUCCUGAAUGUUUUGGUGAUGAUGUUUUGAUGCAUAAUGAUCCAACACUUCAUUCAAACGAAAGCGUUAAUAUUUAUUUCCCAGAAAAAUACAUCGUUUCAAGACCAAUUUGUCUUCGAUGUGCAAAAGAAUCAAUUGCAUACAAUCUUGGAAAGAUUAUUGACUUGAAAGGAAAUAUCAAUAUUCCAAGAGCUCUUACAAACGUGGAUCAUAUUGGCAUAUACUCGUUUUAUGAUUUCCGAAACAAAUAUGAUCAAUCUCAAGGAAUCUGGCCAAUUACUCCAUUAGGUCAUUUGAUUUGGAUUUUAUUGUCAUCACCAAUAUCCAAAAGAGAAACGAAAGCAUACAUAACCGCUCUCGCAUCUCUUGCAUUUCACAAAUGUCCAAUAUUCACUUAUUGUCCGAACCACCCAGAGAAGUUGAUAUUUAAACAGAAGUUCACAGAAAUGCAUUGUCUUAAAAAGACCUGUAAUAUGAUCUUGUGUGUUCAUUGCGGUCAAUGGCAUCCUGAAGGUAAAUGCGAAGGUAAUGAUAUACCAUUGGGUUGCAGACAAUGUCCAUUCUGUGAUACUAUUGUUGAAAAAAUCAAAUUAUGUAAUCAUAUUUCCUGCUCUUGUGGAAAACAUUUCUGCUACUAUUGCGGAAAAGGAUUUGACGAAGGAGGUGAUGUUUACCGGCAUAUGGAUAGUGCAAAACAUAAUGAUGAUCCACCAGAUUAUCAGAAAUUUGUCCAACAUAAGAGUGUUUCAGAUGAAACACUUGGAAAAUUUUAUAAUGAAUUUCCUGAUAUAAGGAAAUUCAUCAAACAUUAA